Messenger RNA from Cladocopium goreaui, 633 nucleotides. Lineage: Eukaryota; Dinophyceae; Suessiales; Symbiodiniaceae. The record is from the annotation of a GenBank genome assembly.
CCUUUUGGCCCAGCCGAGUGAGGGCGCCACUUAAAACGCCGAGGCCAUGGCGGAGACACGGCCGUUGAAGGCCGCUGGAGCCAUGCGUUGGUUGGCGCUGGGGCUGGCUGCCUUUGCUGCCUAUUGGGCGCCCAAGGUUUGGGUCAGCGGAUCCUUGCAAAACGAACGCAGGCCGGAGCUGGUGGCUUGUCGCACCACAGCGCGACGUGUGUCUUUGCCCAACGUGAAGAACAUUGAGUCGCGGAAGUCGAUGAAAGAGCACAAGUUCGAUGAGGAUGGCGGCAUGUAUGACAUCAUCAAGUACCCUCUGCUCACAGAGAAGGCGUGCCGCCUCUUGGAGAAAUACAACACCUACACCUUCCUGGUGGAUCGACGGGCCAACAAGCCCCAGAUUCGUGCGGCGAUUGAGACCAUUUUCGGUGUGAAGGUCCUGAAGUGCAACACCCUCAUCCCCACCUCCAGCUACACCGUGGCGUUUGGUCAGAAGAUUGGGAGAAAAUCACUCUACAAGAAGGCCUAUGUGCAGUUGAAGGAAGGAGAUUCCAUUGAUCUCUUCCCCGAUGACCCGGAAGCCAUCUAGCGAAUAGCGUCAGCCGGAGGGCCCUUUGGAUGGCUAUAGAUGCCAGUGACGUG